Messenger RNA from Gymnogyps californianus (California condor), 684 nucleotides. It is a transcript of the gene TMEM54, whose product is annotated as transmembrane protein 54. Bases 1 to 684 code for a protein of 227 amino acids. The record is from RefSeq and is a predicted model, not a curated record. NCBI's taxonomy places the organism in Eukaryota, Metazoa, Chordata, Aves, Accipitriformes, Cathartidae. The transcript is spliced from 6 exons.
AUGUGUCAAGUGGGCCACCUCGAUCCUGGCAGCCACCAAAGGGUCCUCAUGAAAACGGGCCUUAUCCUCCUCAUCAUCGGGCACCUCAACUUCAUCACCGGCGCCCUCAUCCACGGCACCGUCCUCCGCUUCGUGGUCAACCCCCGGGACGUCAUCUCCCUGCAGUACGCCGUCACCAACGCCGCCUCUGUCAUCUCCGCGCUGCUGACCAUCUCCUGUGGAAUAGCUGCCCUCAUGCUGUCCCGCUACCUCGCCCCCAUGACCCUUAAAUGGGUGGUUUUCGCCCUGAGCACCAGCAGCAGCCUGGGCUGCCUGUCCUGCCUGCUGGGGCUGGCCGUCUCCAUUGGGCUGACGCUGGGCAGCCAGGGCCGGGCGCUGCUGGCCCCCUGCACCGUCACCGACAUCGCCCUUGCCCCAGUCUCCCACGAGUGCCCCUUUGAUCCCACCCGUGUCUACAGCUCCAUGCUGUCCCUCUGGGCCAUCUCCCUCCUGCUCGACUUGAUGGAGAUCGUCUUCGGCAUCCGCUGCCUCCUGCUCACCCUCGACCUCCUCCGCCUCCGCUGCUGCUGCUGUGGGGCGCACCGGAGGAAGGUCUCCUUGCAGGCAGCCCCUGCGGAGAGCCCCGACCCCGGGCAGUGCCUGGGCUUGCUGAGGCUGGACAGUGUGGAAACUGCCCGGCUCUGA